Molecule: messenger RNA, 624 nt
Organism: Spirometra erinaceieuropaei
Lineage: Eukaryota; Metazoa; Platyhelminthes; Cestoda; Diphyllobothriidea; Diphyllobothriidae
Source: the annotation of a GenBank genome assembly
AUGAAACCGUCUGAACUGGCCGCCGACGACGAGAACGCCUCCGUCGAGAACCGGUGGUGUCUAUUGCGGGACAUAGUCCAAUCGACUGCCCUGGCUGUCGUUAGUCGUGCACUCCGCCAACACCAGGACUCGUUCGAUGACAACGAUGUCGACACCAGCAACCUGCUUGCCGAGAAAAACCGCCUGCACAAUGCAUACGUCAAUCGCCCCACCGACGACAACAAAGCAGCCUUCUUCCGUGGUUGCCGCCUUUUACAACAGUGGCUGCGGGAGGUGCAGGACGCCUGGACAGCUCGUAAGGCUGAGGACAUCCAAGGGUACGCGAACCGCAACGAGCGGACGGACUUCGUCGCUGCGAUCAAGACUGCCUACAGUCCCACAGCCAAAGGUACUACUCCUCUUCUCAGCGCCGAUGGCAGUACCCUACUCACCGAGAAGACACAAAUUCUUCAGCGAUGGGCCGGGCACUUAGAAGCGUCCUUAACCGCCCCUUCAUCAUCUCCGACGCCGCCAUCGCCCGCCUGCCCCAAGUGGAAGCCAACGUCGACCUCGAUCUCCCGCCAUCUCUCCACGAAACCAUCAGGGCCAUGCAACAGCUCUCCAGAGGGAAAGCGCCUGGAUUAA